Messenger RNA from Acaromyces ingoldii, 762 nucleotides. RefSeq lists its product as hypothetical. The coding region runs from base 26 to 376 and encodes 116 amino acids. The transcript has 4 exons. Lineage: Eukaryota; Fungi; Basidiomycota; Exobasidiomycetes; Exobasidiales; Cryptobasidiaceae. The record is from RefSeq and is a predicted model, not a curated record.
CUACCUCGAGUCGGGGACGCAUAUAAUGCGAUGGAAACCCGCCCAAAGCCUGAGCGUGGACCUGCUAGUGCAGCGAAGUGACGAAGCAGGCUUUUCACGUCUCAUGGGCUGGAAGGGAAGAGAUGAAUUUAUCGACUGUGGCAAGAUAUCGAGUGAAGUCGUCGAGCUCCCGGCCUCAAAGUCAUGUGACGUCGGCGAGUUCGUCUUCUUGCCAUGUCAUGCCCAAUGGUUGUUCAUUCGAUGGAGGCACGACCGGUUCCGACCCAACCACAUCGACCGCAUUCAACAAUUGAUAGAGCUCAGCAAGGACUGCGUUGAAUAUCAAGAGAUUUUGGCAGUUUCGAGAGCUUGUCGAGCCAGACACGGCGCGAAUUAGAUUUGAUGCCGAUCCUGAACACUAUACACUGUGCGGUCAGAUGCCGAGUUCUAUAUCUAUAAGACGACAGUGCUCUAGCUCGAGGCUUUGUGACCCGUACGAUAUCAUGAAUCUUCUGACUCACGAAGACAUCGGCCAACACAAAAUGGGACCCAAGUGAUGUCGAUUAAUUUCAGGAGAGGAAAUCCUCUGCGCAAGAUAGGAAGCUUGAUUAGCAGCUAUGACUGUGCACUGGCUCGUUCUGCCGGUCGCUGUCGGUUACCACCGCGCGAUGCGGACAUCGUGGAGGUCUUGCGGCCGGCUACCAGCCGAGGGCAAGAUCGAUCAUCGAGCUGCCAUUGCAUUGGAGCAAAUUUCUUGUCCUCGCUCCAAGGUGUGUAUGACCA